Messenger RNA from Glarea lozoyensis ATCC 20868, 390 nucleotides. Its product is annotated as vacuolar protein sorting 55. NCBI's taxonomy places the organism in Eukaryota, Fungi, Ascomycota, Leotiomycetes, Helotiales, Helotiaceae. The transcript is spliced from 3 exons. Gene Ontology annotation, biological process: late endosome to vacuole transport via multivesicular body sorting pathway. Gene Ontology annotation, cellular component: Vps55/Vps68 complex; endosome. Bases 1 to 390 code for a protein of 129 amino acids. The record is from RefSeq and is a predicted model, not a curated record.
AUGGCAGCCGGACUCAAAACUAUCAUCUCUCUUUCCUUCGUCCUAGCGAUAGGCUUCCUCCUCGUUAUCCUCUCUUGCGCCCUCUUCAAACAAUACCUACCACUUCUUGUAGUGGCAACCUACGUGCUUGCUCCAUUGCCAAACUGGAUAUGCGGAAGAUGCUCUAAUCCUGAUGACUUUGGGGAUAGUGGAAGUGGGAAUGCGAUCGUUGAUUUUGGGAAGUUCCUCACUGGGUUUUUGGUUGUUAUGGGAAUUGCGCUUCCAGCAGUACUUGCACACUCAGAAAUCAUCCGUGUCCCAGCUAUGUUGAUGUCAAUCAUCGGUGGUGUCCUUAUAUACGGAACAAUCAUCAGCUUUGGGAUGUUCUUCCAGGAGGAGCAAGAAUUUUGA